CCUGCACUACACAGAUGACAUGUGGCCUCCAGGCUCCUUGAAAUUCAAUACCACCGAGAAGUCCCUGCAGCCCCUGCUCAAGGCCUUGUUCAAGAAUACUAGUGUGGGCACCCUCUACUCAGGCUGCAGGCUGACCCGCCUCAGGCCCAAGAAGAAAGGGACAGCCACUGGAGUGGACAUUGUCUGCACACACCGCCCUGACCCUGUGGUCCCCGGACUGGACAGGGAGCGGUUGUACUGGGAGCUGAGCCUGCUGACAGGUGGUUUCACCCACUUGGACCUCUACAUCCUAGACCAGGACAGUUUUUACGUCAACGGUUACACCUACCAAACCCAGACCAUCACCCCUAGCAGUGAGUAUUCUGAGGUUCAGAAGUCUCUACAGCCCUCUGCAGAGGUCAGUGAGGAGCCUUUCACACUGAAUUUCACCAUCAACAACCUGCACUACACCGCGGACAUGAGCCAUCGGGGCUCCCACAUGUUCAACAUCACAGACAUCGUCAUGCAACAUCUGGUGAGAGACCUGCUUACCCCUCCCACCUCUCCAUGA
Molecule: messenger RNA, 550 nt
Organism: Myotis davidii
Lineage: Eukaryota; Metazoa; Chordata; Mammalia; Chiroptera; Vespertilionidae
Product: mucin-16-like
Exons: 5
Coding region: 20-550 (176 amino acids)
Source: RefSeq, a predicted model, not a curated record